AUGGAUGGAUGGAUGGUUGGAUGGAUGGGUAGAAGAGUCAUGUCGAAUGCUUGGGGUAAGGCCCUUGAUCAGGCUAGUAUUGUAAAAGCUAGUUUCACUAGCGACUUGGAAAAGACAGCUAUUAAAGGAACUAGACAUAAAAUGAGAGUACCAAAAGAGAAACAUGUUAGAAAGUUGAUUAUUUAUACUCAUGAAAGAUUAGGUCCAAUUGGUGACUUGUAUAUGAGUUUAUUAAGAAGAUUAGAACAACCUGAUUGGAUUAUUGUAUUAAAAACAUUGGUUGUAUUCCAUAGAUUGUUUGGAGGAGGAAAUGUUAGAUUCCUUGAAGAUUUAUCACAUCGUGGAAUGAUUUUCCCAUUGACUCGAUUCACUGAUAUGACAUCUACUCAAGCUCAUCAACAAUCUGUUUUCAUUCGUAAAUACUCUUCUUAUCUUGAAGAAAAGGUAUUUGCUUAUCGUGAAAUGCAUUGCGAAUUUGAAAAGGAAUCAUUCAAAGGAUUAUCAAUUGAUCAAUUAUUAAAAAAGAUUCCAAAGAUGCAAAGACAGUUUGAUGCACUCUUGGCAACUCACGUCGAAGAGGUUUGUGAUAAUAUUAUUACAAUCAAUGCAUUUGAAUUACUUUUAAAGGAUAGUUUUAAGAUUUAUUGUAAUUUAAAUGAUGCUGUAUUAAGUGUUUUAGAAUUAUACUUUAACAUGACAAAGAGAGAUGCAACUACAGCUCUUGAAAUUUAUAAGGUUUUUAUGAGAGAAACUGAUGAUAUUAUUAGAUUCUUUGAUUCAUCAAGAAGAAAAUUCCAUAUUGAAUUACCUGAUCUAUCUCCUGCACCAUCAACAGUUGUUAAAGGAUUGGAAGAGUAUUUAAGAGAUUUGGAUGAUGAUCAUCCUCCAAUGGGUCGUCCAAACAAUGGUAAAGAACAAAGAGAUAAUUUGGGUAGUCAUUUCAAACCAUCAAAUACUUUUGAUCAAAAGAAAAUGGAUGAUACUUCAUUUAAUUUUGAUGAGGAUUUAUUUAGUUCAGCACCAAAUUCACCUGCACCAAAUUCAAAUAAUCAUAAUAAUAAUGUAUAUUCACCAUCGAUUCAACAACAACCACCACCAAAUAAUAAUAAUAACAAUAAUAAUAAUAAUAAUAGUAGUUUCCGACAACAACAUAAUCAAUAUGCACCAGCAAAACAACCAUUCGAUCCACUUGAUCCAUUCCAAAUAUCAUCUUCACAACCAUUGUCCCCAAUGAUUAAUAAUAAUAAUAACCAUCAUCAUCACAAUAACAAUAUGAUAUCAAGUGGUGCUGGAAACAGAAAUUCAAUGGGUAAUCCAUUUGAUCCAGUCAACAAUGAAAAGGCACUCCAAAUUAAAGCAGCAUUUGAGUCUUCUUCCAAUUCAUCCUCUCCAUUUAGUUCGACUUCAUCCUUUACAAUGACACCCGUCACACCUCAACAGCCAAACAACAUGAACAAGAUGGGAAGUAUCGGACCAAAUCAAGGAGCAAACUUUGGUAACAUGGUAAAUGGUGGUAGUAAUGGUAUGUUGGUACCAAUGAAUAAUGGUAAUAUGAUGAAUAAUGGUAUGAAUAAUGGUAUGAUGCCAAUUAAUAAUGGUGGUAUGGUAAACAGUGGUGGUAUGAUGAUGGUUCCAAUGCAACCAAACAACAACAAUAUGAUGAUGAAACCAAUGGCACCAAUGAAUAAUGGUAAUAUGAUGAAUAAUGGUGGAAUGGUUCCAAUGCAACCAAAUAACAACAUGAUGAUGCAACCAAACAACAACAAUAUGAAUAGACAACCGUCAAUGAAUAAUAUGAAUAUGGGUAUGCAACCAAAUGGAGGCAUGAUGAUGCAACCAUCAAAUGAACAACAACGGCGGUAUGGGUAUGGGAAUGAACCAACCAAAUAUGAUGAAUAG
Cavenderia fasciculata is the source of this 1899-nucleotide messenger RNA. It is a transcript of the gene clmA, whose product is annotated as ANTH domain-containing protein. The transcript has 8 exons. NCBI's taxonomy places the organism in Eukaryota, Evosea, Eumycetozoa, Acytosteliales, Cavenderiaceae. The coding region runs from base 1 to 1899 and encodes 632 amino acids. The record is from RefSeq and is a predicted model, not a curated record. Gene Ontology annotation, molecular function: 1-phosphatidylinositol binding; SNARE binding; clathrin heavy chain binding. Gene Ontology annotation, biological process: clathrin-dependent endocytosis; vesicle budding from membrane; clathrin coat assembly. Gene Ontology annotation, cellular component: clathrin-coated pit; clathrin-coated vesicle.